GGAAGUUGAAAUUUAGAGGAAAAAAAUCCUCUUACGACUUCCGGCAUAACUUCCUGUUAGGUGUUUGGCGGGAUUCGCGUGUAAUGCAAACUUUUCCAGGCUUGGUUCACCAACAAAAGCUAAUAAUGAACCGAACUAACAUUGACAAGAAACGUCCGUCGCCCGUUAAAGUGCUGUCCGGUCAACUGAGAACGGCGGAGAACCGUGGCGCAGCAGACAGCGGGGAUGGAUGUGUUAUCAAGCUGGGGAAGGGUCGCUCUUUGCCUGUGUCACUGGUGUGGAUGCAGGGGACGGUGCUGGAGGUCCAGCUGGACAGAAACACGGUGCUGCUGAUGGACGAGACGGGAACCUUUGCUGUCCAAGGCGUCAACAACAUCCCCCGGGGGAAACCAUGCUUGUGCCAAGGCAAAUAUGUCAUGGUGAUGGGUGUCAUCCUCGCCGCCUCCCCAGAGCCAGUCAUCCGUGCCGUGAAGAUGGCAGAUCUCUCAGAGCUUGCCGCGCUUCACAGGCGGAUGUGGAAACUGGAGGUGCAAGAGCUGCAACAGCUGAUGGUCUGAAUGCAGGGGGGGGGGGACCUGCUGCUGUCACGUGACAUGUCUGUCUGAAUUUGAGGUAUAAAUGACUUUCUUUGUUCAAGAAAUCCUCACAGGACUGAACAGAUUACCCCUGAUGGAAGGAUCUUAGUGGGAGUAAUAACGUAAAUGUGACAAAGACUGUGUGUUAGAAAUCAGCGUUUAUACUUCCAUGUGUUAUGUUUAAAUGCUAGAUAUUAUUUCCCACUUGGAUCCAACUCUAAAGAGGUCAGAGUCAUUCAGAAAACGAGGGAAGCUGUGGGGUUUUACUCAAAUUGUGAACACAUGGUUCUCCAGGUGGAGGAAUGAUCUCUCUGCUGUAAUCCUCCUUAAAUUACUCUCAGCAUAAUUGAUUUGCUGAUGCUUGGAGAGGAAAUAACUCCAGGGGCAUCUUGUAUCAUUAACUUACCUUUGAAUACGGCUCAUUAGAAUAUCGUUUUAGAGAAGUUUCAUGCCAGAUGGUUCAACACAUUUAAUAAAGGUGACUGAGGUUGUCAUGUAA
Molecule: messenger RNA, 1074 nt
Organism: Notolabrus celidotus (New Zealand spotty)
Lineage: Eukaryota; Metazoa; Chordata; Actinopteri; Labriformes; Labridae
Gene: rmi2
Product: RecQ mediated genome instability 2
Exons: 2
Coding region: 84-557 (157 amino acids)
Biological process (GO): maintenance of rDNA; negative regulation of double-strand break repair via homologous recombination; DNA repair
Cellular component (GO): nuclear speck; cytosol
Source: RefSeq, a predicted model, not a curated record